AUGGAACCCAAAAUCGACGCCUACCUCACAGAGCCCGAUCUUGUGGUGCUGAACAACCUUUUUGGCGAUGUCUCUCAAGGCCUUCGCACGGAGACGAAGCCCUCGGAUUCAGUCCCGCCACCAGAGACCAUUGACAAGAUUGCAUCCACCAAGCAGGAUUUCACCGAAAAUGACCAGACCGCUCUGGAUCGACUAAAGGCUCUCAACGAUCCCACAAGCCCAGAUUUCAGCCCAACUGUUUUCGUGAUGUGGGACGAAAAGGACAUUCCGCGUGUCCUGAACGAAUACCUCGUCCGGCCUUAUGCCAAAUUGGCCACCAGUAUCGUCCGCCAUCCGACAGAUGUAGUGUUCUUCACACACAUCUUGAUUUAUCUUUUUGUGAUUCUGCCAAGUGCAAUUCGGCUCUUCACGAAUUUCAACUGGAUUCACGGCAUUGCCCACUCGGUCUUCACUUUCUGGUGCGCAGGGUCAUACACUCUCAUGCUACACAACCACAUUCACAACAACGGAGUGCUUUCAAAAGACUGGUCUUGGCUGGACUUCGCCUUCCCAUACGUCACAGAGCCAUUGAUGGGCCAUACUUGGGAUUCGUACUAUUAUCAUCAUGUCAAGCACCACCAUGUCGAAGGGAAUGGCCCGGAUGACCUGUCCUCAACCAUCCGAUACCAGCGGGACGAUGUCUUCCAUUUCCUACACUAUGUUGGGAGAUUUCUUUUCUUCGUUUGGAUCGACCUACCCUUGUACUUCAUCCGCAAGGGUAAGACUGGCCUUGCCGCACGAGCUUUCUGUUCAGAGAUGGCAAGCUAUGCCUUCAUGUACACCAUGACUAGGAUCAACCCAGGAGCUGCUACUUUCGUGUUCUUGGUACCGUUUACACUGUUACGACUUGGGUUGAUGGUUGGAAACUGGGGACAGCACGCUCUUGUCGAUGAGAUUGAGCCAGACUCUGACUUUCGCUCCAGCAUCACACUGGUAGAUGUUCCGAGCAACCGCUUUUGCUUCAAUGACGGCUACCACACAGCCCACCACCUCAAUCCCAGAAGGCAUUGGCGCGAGCAACCAGUACACUUCCUUCAAUCGAAAGAAGCAUAUCGUCAAGGUCGCGCUUUAGUGUUCUACAACAUCGACUACCUGUUCCUCACCUUCAAGCUACUACAAAAGGACUACAUGCAUCUUGCGUCUUGUCUAGUUCCAAUGGGUGAACAAAUUGGCAUGUCCCAGCAGGAGCUGGCUGAUAUGCUACGAACGAAGACGCGGCGUUUCACCGAAGAGGACAUCCAACAGAAGUUCUCUACCGGUGGAGGUGCCAAGCCAAAACGCAAGAGCGUAUCUUGGUCCGCCAUCAUGUCCAGGACCGCAGCAUCGUUGGGUUUGGCAGGCGCUGUGCCGGAGACGAGUCACUUGAAGUCCACAUAG
Ramularia collo-cygni is the source of this 1416-nucleotide messenger RNA. RefSeq lists its product as uncharacterized. The record is from RefSeq and is a predicted model, not a curated record. Bases 1 to 1416 code for a protein of 471 amino acids. Lineage: Eukaryota; Fungi; Ascomycota; Dothideomycetes; Mycosphaerellales; Mycosphaerellaceae. Gene Ontology annotation, biological process: lipid metabolic process. The transcript is spliced from 2 exons.